Messenger RNA from Dunckerocampus dactyliophorus (ringed pipefish), 2281 nucleotides. RefSeq lists its product as uncharacterized. NCBI's taxonomy places the organism in Eukaryota, Metazoa, Chordata, Actinopteri, Syngnathiformes, Syngnathidae. The transcript has 7 exons. The record is from RefSeq and is a predicted model, not a curated record. Bases 346 to 1482 code for a protein of 378 amino acids.
GUGGAUUCGUCCUUGAUCCGUUUUGUCCGUUUUAUAACCGUGCUUGUCCAGCGUUUCUUUGUCUUUGUGAGAAAAGCAAAGGAGUUUUUAUUUGUGUGCUGGUGGCCAAGAAGCCUUCAAAGAGCAUCUCAGCACUCAAAGCACUCGGCUGCCUUGUGAUGGCAUCACGUGGCGUUGCUGGAAAUGAUGCGGGACGAUGAAGCCUAUAAAAGGGACGUCACCGUCAGACACUCACUCUACUUCCGCCUGGAAGAGACCGACAUCUCCGUUCUUCACGACCGAUCAUCCAACCGUCCUUCCUUCUUCCAGCCCGUUUGGUUCUGAGACGACUCUUCAGCGGACAAGAUGAGAAUGAUCCUUCUGCUGGUGCAGCUGGCCACCUGCUGUGCCAUCGGCUCAGAUCUUCAGUGCCAUUCAUGUAAUCUUGAAGGGCCCAACGCUGGCAGCUGGGACUGGGUUAAUACAUGUAAACUCACCAGAUGUAAUAAAGGAGAGCAGUGCUUUGUCACCAAAGAGCAGAAUACAGGCAACUACCAGGUGGGCUGCAAGGCUGCUUGUAAAGCUGAUGAUAACACUAAGUGCUGUAACAACGCUGAUGGAUGCAACAACUGGCUGGACGUGUCUGCUGCACCAGCAUGGAAGAAUCUGGAGGCCAUCAAGGCAGCUUGCGACUUCAGCAACAACCAGAACAACCUGAAAGGCUGCGUGGAAGCCAUCUCCUCCACCAAGACUCUCAAGUGCUAUUCAUGCCCUACUCCCCUUGGAUCGGACUACUUCACCCUCGACAAAUGGGACUUGAGUGCUAAAUGUACCCUCACCCAAUGUGCAGCAGGAGAGCAGUGCUUCGUCACCAAAGACUCAGGUGCAGGCACCUACCAGGUGGGCUGCAAGGCCAAUUGUGAAGGUGAUGCUAACACUAAGUGCUGUGACUCUGAUGGAUGCAACAACUGGCUGGACGUGGCUGAUGCAAAGCAACAACCUGCUGUCAAGACAGAAUGCACCAAUGACAACACCAAGACUCUCAAACAGUGCGUGGAUGCCAUCAUCAAGACCAAGACUCCCAAGUGCUAUUCAUGCUCUCCUGACAUUGGAGCGAACUACUUCAGCAACGACUGGAAUUGGGCUGAUACAUGCAAACUCACCUCCAACCCAUGUCCAGCAGAAGAGCAGUGCUCCAUCACUAAAGUGUCAGGCACCUACCAGGUGGGCUGCAAGGGUGCUUGUGAAGAAGAUGCUAACACUAAGUGCUGUGAUGCUAAUGGAUGCAACAACUGGCUGGACGAGGCUGCUGCUGCAUGGAAGAAGGUGGAGGCCAUCAAGGCAGCUUGCAACUCCUCCAGCAACAACGUGAAAGACUGCCUGGACGCCAUCGACCCAACCUGGAAGGCCAACGUCACCAGUGGUGGGGGGGGGCUGGCUGGUGCUUUGGGCCUGCCUUUGGUCUUGGCCAUCAGCGUGAUUGUGUUGGUGGUACUGGGCUAACCCCCCAUGCAGCCCCCCCUUCCCCCCCAGCCAUCAGCGUGAUGGUGUUGGUGGUACUGGGCUAACCCCCCCAUGCAGCCCCCCCUUCCCCCCCAGCCAUCAGCGUGAUUGUGUUGGUGGUACUGGGCUAACCCCCCAUGCAGCCCCCCCUUCCCCCCCAGCCAUCAGCGUGAUUGUGUUGGUGGUACUGGGCUAACCCCCCCCUUUUCCUCGUUCACAUGAAAAGGCUAAAAAAAGAAAAGAAAUAAUCCAACAAAGCAACUUUCCAUCAACCUGACCUGAUGUGAUGUUUGCACCCCCCCACAUGACCAGCCCCUCCCUUGCUGUUACACUCGGGGGUGUCGCAUGUGCGGCCCCGGGGCCCAUGAAGGUCUUAAUAUGAGCAAAGUGUCAUUCAUUGUCAUCAAAUUGGGGGGGGCACAAGAAAUUGUUAGACGGGAAGAAAAUGUCAGAAGAAAGUUGAAGUGGUUGGAAAAUAAAAAUAAAACCAAUAAAAAGCUGUGAUGUGCAAAUGAACGAGUUGUUAAACGUCAUGAAUGCAUGAUUGUACAAUGAAUGCAUGAUUGUACAAUGAAUGCAUGGUUGUACAGUGAAUGCAUGGUUGUACAAUGAAUGCAUGGUUGUACAAUGAAUGCAUGAUUGGACAAUGAAUGCAUGAUUGGACAAUGAAUGCAUGAUUGUACAAUGAAUGAAACCACAAGUAUCAUUCUUGUCCAAAAGGAUGGAAAAGGCAACAUGAGAAGGAAAUGAACAAGAUGACUUUAAUGACUGGAAAACAUCAUUUUCAUCAAUAAACUCA